ACAUACAGCCUUCUACCCUGAAGCUCGGGUCACGUGGUCCCAGCGACCCCCUACGGAAUCGGAUUAUGUUUACAUACUCAUGUGUGUAUAUAAUGUGUAUGGUAUAUAACGCGUGAGGAAAGUGUACAGCGAGAGAACGUGAAGAUGUAUAGGAUAUGGCUUAUAUCAGUCAUUCUAACUGUUUGCUGUGGCAACGACCAAUUGUAUAGAUGUCCUUCACACCUGCCUAGAGAUGCAUACCUCAAAACUUACGGAGAGAAGUGCUACCAGUUCGUUAAUGUGGAGAAGUACUGGACACAUGCCCGGGACACGUGCUCGUCACGCGGUGGGAUGCUGGUCCAGAUCAGGACGGCACAGAUCCAGCAAUUCGUCAUGGAGUCACUCCGCAGCCUUAACUGGAAUAGAAACGGCGUUUGGAUCGGCGCGCACGACCUUGAUGCUGAAGGUCAUUGGAAAUGGGUGGAAGGAUAUCCAUUAACCUACACCAACUGGGCCCCGGACCAGCCAGGAGGCUGCACCCUGUUUUACUGCGGAGAGGACUGCGCCAAUCUCAGACUGGACGACCACGGACGCUGGCACGACUACGACUGCAGCCUGCCGCCUUACACCUACUCCUUCAUCUGCGAAUUUUACAUGGGUCCUGCCACAACUACAACAUCAACGACCACAACCACAACAACGACCACGACAACCACGCCCACCACUACAACGACCACGCCCAUAACGACGACCACGCCCACAACAACGACCACGCCCACUUCCACCACAACUACAAAGCCCACUACAACAACGAUGUCCACCACAACUACACCCCUGACGUCAACAAGCUCCACCCCUUCAACCACAAAGUCCUUGCCUCCAAACACAAGUACUGAUUCUGGGGACCCAGCAAUUUUGCAAGCGGUAAGACAGAAUCCGGAUGAUAAGAACUUAGAUGGAGGGGAGAUAGCGGGGAUCAUCGUCUCUCUCCUCCUGGUGGCCUUUAUAGGCGGCUUCCUCUGUGCUGUGAUUGUCGUCAGAAGAAGACGAAAAGAGUUACCAAAUCAAGAAUACACCGUCACUUUUGACAACGUCACCUAUGUUAUAAGGGCUCUUAACCCAUUUCAACGCGACCAAAACCAAAGCAGACAUUUAGUGUUAAAUAGCACGAUAGGCGAGUCUCCUCCGCAAUACGAAGAACUAGACAACCAAAGAAACAACAUCAACUGCCUACGUCACCAAAGUGAGCGACAAGAGAAUCACUACGACACAGCUGACAUUACACCCAAAAAAUACAAACCCACAGUGGACAUGGAAACGUGCAUGAAAUCUGUGGAUUUUGAGAAGAAAAUGCCGCCACCCUAUGAGGCUAGCAACGAAAAGAAAUUGCAGUUAUACGACGUGCCAGACGAGUAUUGCAUUUCACAAGAAGAACAACCUUAUCACGAGAUCUCGCUACCAACGCGACAUUUCGCUAGUGCUAAUCCUUACAGUCUGCCGGAUGAGGGCGCCACUGGCUACGAGACUCCAGUGACACUGAGACGUGAACAACACAAUGACGGCUACGUUGAUACGGAGCAAAGUCAUCCGACAGAGGGCGCUAGCUACCAUAAUAAUUUGUAUGAUGUAUCUGAUGCCUGAACUAAUCACAAAAAAUCGUCUUGUUUUUACUUUGAUCAACGCUUUAAAAACAGGGAAGAUGCAAUAUCGUAUAGUUUUUAUUCGCUAGGCUAUUGAUUAUAGAUUGUUUUAAGAUAAAACUUUUUUAUGUUAGAGCAAUAAAAUUGUGGACCAGGAAA
Saccostrea cuccullata (small rock oyster) is the source of this 1778-nucleotide messenger RNA. Its product is annotated as probable serine/threonine-protein kinase mkcB. The transcript has 7 exons. The record is from RefSeq and is a predicted model, not a curated record. NCBI's taxonomy places the organism in Eukaryota, Metazoa, Mollusca, Bivalvia, Ostreida, Ostreidae. The coding region runs from base 145 to 1620 and encodes 491 amino acids.